UUCUGGCUUGUUGUGCUUGAUAUGACGAUCUCGUUAGACGUGGUUGAGCAGUGAAGAAAAAGCCGUUUGACCAUUCACAUUCGCGCUCUCCUACAUAAUUCAGGGACCCCCCUGUCUCUUCCCCCACAGACCAGGAUUCCGGGUGGCUACCCUCCGCCUUUUGCACGUACAGGGCGCACUACUGUAAUGCCCUGCUACUCGAUCCACACUAGCUAGGAGACUUACAAGCAAGCACAUGAUGCCGACGUACUUAUGCCACGGGUUUCGCUGGCAUCGCCCAAGCAUACGAUAUUUUGUCGUUAUCCAGAACGUUGAUGACGUCGCGUCGGAAUGGAUCAUAGCGCGGCAGAGUCCCGUCGCCCUCCUUAACCAAUUCUACGAGCUAUUCGACUUCCUACCUCCUUGUCCCCGUCUGGCACGAAAUCUGAGCCCCUCACCCCAUCAUCAUCACAUUCGCAAUGACUCCCCAGCCAUAAACGGGCAUGCUUAUUCACGCACGCGUUCAUACAGCGGUCAAGGGUACAAGGAGGAGAUUGUCCAAUUUGAAAAUAGCGAGAACAGAAAUGGCAGCCGACAGAGCAAACUGUCUAGUCGCAGCAAAGCCUCGGAGCAGCUACCGACGACCAAGCAACGCGACAAGUUAACUUUAUUCCCAGCGUCGGAACCACCAGAUCUUAACGACGACGACAUACCGUUCAAUGAUUGGUCUAUAGUGAAAUUUUUGGAAGAAUUUGAUCCGUCAGAUUUGACCACCGUAAGCGGACAAUGGGCAUAUGUGGCAGAUUAUGUGGUACGCAUAGACACUUCAAUUUCGGUUGCAGAAGAGAUAAGUCGAUAUGAGACGCGGAUGAAGACGGAACCUUACAAGCCCAUGAGCGGUAUGAGUGAGGAAAACUGCCAUAAGGUAAAUACGUACGGCAACAAGAAAGCAGGUUGGUUUGAGAAACUUCGCGAUCAACUACAAAGAAAAGAGAGUAUCCGGUGGUAUGUCGUGGUCUGUGGUGAUGAAGAGCGUAUCGGUAUCGGAUUCACUGAGAACCAAGAAGCGAAAGAUGAAAGGGUUAAAGCUAAUAGUAGCGAGAGCCAAUCAUCUCAAGGAUUUAUCGAGGAUGGAUUUGAAUUCCGUUUCCCGGAAUUGUUAGUAUCACGCCGGGUCACAGAACGGGGGCCGAGACGUCGAAGAGUUGAGAAAAGCGUGACCAAACAGAGUCAGACGCCUUUGCCGAACAAUGAGCAGCCAGCUACCUCCAUUCCUCCUACUUCUCUACAAGUAACUCGUAAAAUGUCGGUGGACCAUACUAUCAAGCACACGGGUUCCAGGUUCAGCAGCGGACUUAGAAGGCUAUUCCUAUGGCGGAAAGCUGAUAGUCUAACCUAAAAUAUGUGCUUGAGGGUGGCCUAACAAUUAGUCCUUUCAAUAUCCCAGGCCGCUUUCUCUCUCAUCGCAAUUAACUGUCUCGAUACUCAGGGAGACGCUACGAGAGAUCAGUAUGACUAUCCACCAUACAUCAGUAUUUCUCUACGAGACCGCGGUAUUCCAUAACGGCAUCAUUAUAUCGCUCUCCCUACCGCUUUGACCAGGUUUCCGCUUCGUCAACUGCAGUAUAGCGAAAUCAGCAUUGAGAUUAGCGAUAUUUAUUUUAAUAUGGGCUUUCCAUAUACAAGUUCGCAUUGUCAGUUCAUGCACCUAGUUAUGUCUUAUCCAUCUAGGUUCUUUACAUAGGUACCUAGGUUCUUUUGAAGGAACAGCUUAGUGCUUGCCAUCGUAAUAUCGACUAAUAGCCCCUUCUUACCGGAAAAAAUCGAGAGUAAAGUUAAGUAUUAGGAAAGAGCCCUAUGUGGCACCUCAAGAGCCGGUUUUAGACAGGAAGAUCCAGCAGCCUUUUUAUCUUCAUUCGCCAUCUUUUCCUAAUUUCUUUAACUAUGCCCUGAACCGGUCAAAGCAAGUCGCGAGACCAUCCAUCCUAUCUCUAUUCGCAGAGUCAGGUAUUAUUUAUUAUAUCAUACGCUCCAA
Molecule: messenger RNA, 2014 nt
Organism: Daldinia decipiens
Lineage: Eukaryota; Fungi; Ascomycota; Sordariomycetes; Xylariales; Hypoxylaceae
Exons: 1
Coding region: 236-1378 (380 amino acids)
Source: RefSeq, a predicted model, not a curated record